AGGUAUUUUCUUUCUCAUCUUGAUCCCACCGCGCACCGGCUGCCGCCCACCGCUCCACCCCGCCCGCCUCCCGCGCCAUGGCCUUCCCUCCCCCCACCUCCCUCUCCUCCUCCUCCCCCGCCCCCAUCCACCUCCGCCGCCAGCCCGUCCCCAGCCCGCCGCUCCACGCCGCACUACCCUUCCCGCGCACGCUCCCGCUCCACUUCCCCUCCCUCCGCCUCGCGCGGCCUCACCUACCUCCCCUCCCGCUCGCCUCCUCGGGCAGCGGCGGUGGCGAUGAUGACCUUCCCUCGGGCAGGGGAGGAGGAGGAGGUGAGGGCGAUGGCGGCAGCGCGGACGGGGACGGGGACGGGGACGGGGACGGGGACGACGCGUUUGUCAACAGGAGGGAGGCGCUGUUCGUGCUGGCGCAGCUCGGUCGGAAGCUCGAGAGCCUGCCGGCGGACCUGGCCGCCGCCGUGGAGGGCGGCCGCGUGCCUGGGGAGAUCGUGCGGCGGUUCGCGGACCUCGAGGUGUCGCCCGUUUUCCGGUGGCUGCUCCAGUUCGGUGGUUUCAAGGAGCGCCUCCUCGCCGACGAUCUCUUCCUCACCAAGGUCGCCAUAGAGUGCGGCGUCGGCAUCUUCACCAAGACUGCUGCAGAGUAUGAGAAAAGGAGGGAGAACUUUGUCAAAGAGCUUGACUUUGUGGUCGCAGAUGUGGUCAUGGCAAUAGUUGCAGAUUUCAUGCUUGUAUGGCUUCCUGCUCCAACUGUGUCUCUGCAGCCACCACUAGCCAUGAAUUCUGGAUCCAUUACUAAAUUCUUCUACAACUGCCCAGAUAAUGCCUUCCAGAUUGCUUUGGCUGGGACAUCAUACUCACUUUUGCAGAGAGUAGGAGCUAUUGUGAGGAAUGGUGCAAAGCUUUUUGCAGUGGGAACUAGUGCCUCUCUGAUCGGCACUGGUGUGACCAAUGCACUGAUAAAAGCAAGAAAGGCUGUCAGCAAGGAUUUUGCUGGUGAAGUUGAGAAUAUUCCAAUUUUAUCAACUAGUGUUGCAUAUGGUGUAUACAUGGCAGUUUCUAGUAACCUCAGAUACCAGAUUUUGGCUGGAGUGAUUGAACAGCGGAUGCUUGAGCCACUAUUGCACCGCCACAAACUAGUAUUGAGCGCACUGUGUUUCGCAGUUCGGACAGGGAACACGUUUUUGGGUUCUCUACUGUGGGUCGACUAUGCCAGGUGGAUAGGCAUACAAUAAGCCUGAGUAUAGAGAUAAAACUGCACAAAGCGAUAGCAAUCUUGGUUCUUCAUGACUUUAUAUUACCAUGCUUCCUACAGCUGGUUCACUAUUCAUCUGCGUCACAUGAGACACUUAGGACAGAUUUUUGAAUUCUUUUUUAAAACAAAGGAAGCUUGGGGAAGAAAGGGUAAUUUGUCGAAUUCCAGCAAACAAGUGAUUGGAUUCUUUUCGAUGGCUUAUUUUUUCGGUUGUGUCUAAUCUGACAAGAUUCAGACAAUUUGGGUCGUUUUUGUUUUUGUGCAAGUUCCUAUCAUUUGGUUAGUGUCUUGUUUUACUCCCAAAUUUUGUUACAAAUGUGGAAUAUAGAUAAGCAGUAACAUAUGCCUA
This is a messenger RNA of Phragmites australis (common reed), 1601 nucleotides long. RefSeq names its product protein RETICULATA-RELATED 4, chloroplastic-like. The transcript is spliced from 8 exons. The coding region runs from base 78 to 1232 and encodes 384 amino acids. Lineage: Eukaryota; Viridiplantae; Streptophyta; Magnoliopsida; Poales; Poaceae. The record is from RefSeq and is a predicted model, not a curated record.